This is a messenger RNA of Sinocyclocheilus grahami, 2289 nucleotides long. Its product is annotated as CproteinK-interacting pacemaker-like. The transcript has a single exon. The record is from RefSeq and is a predicted model, not a curated record. Gene Ontology annotation, biological process: negative regulation of DNA-templated transcription; negative regulation of circadian rhythm. Gene Ontology annotation, cellular component: nucleus. Lineage: Eukaryota; Metazoa; Chordata; Actinopteri; Cypriniformes; Cyprinidae. Bases 293 to 1084 code for a protein of 263 amino acids.
UUGACUUGCGUGUCCCCCUAAAAUAAUCCAUUUUAAUAAAUACAUUUUAAUUCAGACAUUACAAACUAUUAAUUGAAUCUAUUAUUGAAUAAAACCAAAAAACAUGUGACUCGUUGUUGACUCCUCCUGUUAUUGUGAAUGAGAACUAAAGAGUAUGUGUCUGUUUUACAAAAAUGUUCAUUGAUAAUUCUUGUUUCAGCGUAACUCCGUGGCCCCUGCAUUAAAACCUUGGGGCUUAAACACUUCACUAGAUGUGGUUCCUCAGUCCCAGCUGCUUUUCCUACAACCAGUCAUGCCAGCUGGUGACUGUACCGGCCAAAGCUCUGACAAGCAGAAACAUUCCAGAAAGCAUGUUCCCAUGCAAAACACCUUUCAAAAAAUUGGCCCCCAUCUUGCACAAGGGUCUACAGUCGACGAAGGUCCCAGUGCUAUCAAUAAGAGGUCAAACCACAGUCAUGCUGGAAGACAUCAACGACGCCGUUAUGAUGAAAAACCUUUCCACACUUCCUCUUUGAAACAGGAUGUGUCCGAGACAUUUAAAGAUUACGAUGUAGACCCCAACAUUGCUUCUUUGGGAGAAAUCGGUCACGCUGUUGAAGACGUAGCUGUGAAAGACUCUUCAUCCAGGCUUUCUGACCUUCAGGAUCCCCACACCACCACUUCACCAUUCUCACUGUGCACUGACUCCUUCCUCGCUUCAUUCCCUCAAAAGAGUCCCGAAGCUUCAGUCACCCAGAGCAGUGAUGUGGAGAAUAUCCCAGAGGCCCUUUCUCCAAGCUCCAGCAAACGCAAACGCUUCUGCAACACGUAUAACAUUUUGAAUCGGUCAGGACUGCUGGGUAUCACACUGCGCACAAAGGAACUUAUUCGACAAAAUGAACGUUCCCAGGCCCAGCUUCAGAGUCUGCAGGCUCAGACUGACCUCUUCUUGGAGGCCAUAUGUAGUGGAGAUCCCAAAGUCUGGACGAGAUUGCAGCUUAUCCUCCAGAACUCCGGAAACAGCGAGGAGACACCAGUGGACUCACUGGUGGACUCUGUAAGGGGUGCAGAGCAGGAUAUCACAGAUGUGGGUUGUAUGGUGUAGUAGCAGGUUCAGAUUGUAUUAUUUCAGCUGUUGUAUUCUUGCUCCAACCGGCACUUUUCUAAUCAGUCACUUAGCAAAUUUUCAACAUCUUGUCAUAAUAUCAGUAGGAAACAUCAAAGAUUUGAGUCUUCAGUAGAGUCCAGAGAUCUAGUUAUCACUCCAAGCAUUAUCUAUCCAACAGUAGUCAUCUUUAUCCUUGUGUCAAAACUAUAUAACGACAGUGUUUAGGUUACAGUUGCACCUUUUUCUAAAUAAAGUGAUACAGUGAUUCAGAAUUUAUUAGCAAACUCAAUUUGAAAAGAACGCUAUUAACCGUUCUAGUAUUUCAAUCUAAUUGGUUACUAUUUGGAAAGGAGGCCUUGGAAAACCAGAACUGGAAUGCAAAAAUAGUUUCUGCUCGGAAUCAAAGAAAAUGGAAAACAGUUAUUUUCUAAUCACUGUAACUAAAAAAGUCCUUUAACAAAUGAUGAAGAUAUGAGUACUUAAGUAUAAGUGCACAAUAAUGAUUUUUUUUAAUUCAGAUGAAAAUGUGACAUUCAGUAUCAUCCUCGUGAAUAUUUGACAAUUUGUAGAAAUGUGUUUGUAAUAAUAUUGUUUGUAUGUGUAUAAUGUGUUUUCAAAUGCAUCUCCAAGUAAAUGUUCUUGUUAUCUAUGAGAAAGACCAAUGGACGGUAAGAGUAAGGGUAGUAAUAACCGUUUGUUCUGGUCAGAAUGUAUUUGAAGUAGCACUUCAAAUGUGGUUGUUAUUUGUAAUGCCUUGUAUUAUUAAGUGAGUUAUUUACAUUCUUAAUGGAGGUUGUAAUUGUCGUUAGGUCUGGAUGUGAAUGAGCAAAUUGGCAAAUGUAAAAAAAAAAAAAAUUUCCCCAUAGCAAUCUGUUAUACUGCAUGCAUACAGACUGUUUAUUGUGUUUGGAAAGCAGGUACUAAUAAGCUUUGAUGACAGAGGCCAGGUUUAGUGGAGUAAUGAAUGCACUGAAUGAAUGUGAUAGCAUGUACACUUUGCAAGUGUACUUUGCUGUACAAAUUUUCUUUUCUUUUUUUCUAUUGUCGUUUUCUGGUUUGCAUUUGUAUUUGCUUUCCAAAAAUAUAAACACAUUGUGUUGAUUUAUCAGAACCCGAUACUAAAUGACACAUUUUUGCUGUAGAAAUCUAUGCAAUAGUCUUGUUUAGUUUUAGUAUUGUACUGAAGUGCAGUUUUGUAUUCU